AUGAAAUAUUCCGAUAGUGGAUUGGAAAAAAUAGACGAAAACACAACCAAAGAUAUAUUUUUCAAUCCCGAUAAUCAUGAGAAUUUUUGCGAUCCCGUUUGGCAAAUAAAAAAAAUGUUAAAUAAGCUGGAUAAUGAGCCUGGACAAGAAGAAAAAAAAGAUGAAAACGACAAUUCAGUCAAGCACGUUGUGAACAACACGUUCAUCCGUAAGGUUUACAGUUUCGAAAUAAAAAGCAGCUAUGUAGGUGCCAUCCAGGAAGCGGCACUGCACGAACUGAACCGACCGCUGCUGACAGAAUACGACUACAAUAAUGAUUUCCAAAACCCCACAUUAGACAUUAAGCUAAAACAAACCACGAGAGUGAGGUACUACCAGCAACGCGCUCUCUCAAAAAUGUUUCAGAGUGGUUGCGCUCGCAGUGGGAUUAUUGUGCUUCCGUGCGGUGCCGGAAAGACUUUGACAGGUAUUGCAGCGUGUGUUGAAAUUAAAAAAUCGACGUUGAUUUUAACGUCAAACAGUGUAGCUGUUCAGCAGUGGAAGGACAAUUUUAUAAAUUUUACAACAGUUGACCUCGACAAGAUCGUACUUCUCACAUCUGACAUCAAGUCGAAGCUGCCAGAGUCAGCUUGUGUCGUGUGCACGACGUACACCAUGAUCAGUUUCAGCGGCAAACGUAGUAUCGCCGCGGAAGAGAUUAUGGACCAAAUUCGUAAAAGGGAUUGGGGCUUACUGAUAUUUGACGAAGUGCAGUUCGCGCCCGCGCCUGCAUUUCGCCGAGUUACCAAACUGUGUCGUAGUCACUGCAAACUAGGGUUGACUGCGACGCUAGUGCGUGAAGACAACUUGAUUGACGAUCUGCAGUGGAUGAUCGGGCCUAAGUUGGACGAGGCUAACUGGCAAGAGUUGCAGAAGAACCAGUACUUGGCACGUGCGAAAUGCUCUGAAAUUUGGUGUCCCAUGACGUUUGAAUUUUACAGAGCUUUUAUCGUGCUUAAAAAGAACGCUGGCAUGUAUUCAAAUCAGAAAAAGUCGUCCAACGACGUCAGACGCAAGUUAUGGACGUGCAACCCAAACAAACUCUGCGUCUGCGAAUAUUUAAUUAAGUUUCACGAGCAACGAGGGGAUAAAAUCAUUGUGUUUAGCGACUAUUUGAUGGCGCUGAAAGAAGUGGCGAUCACUUUGAACCGCCCAUUCUUGAGUGGAGAUGUCAUGUACAACGAAAGAAUAAUGAUUAUAGAAAAAUUCAAAAACGAUCCGAAAAUCAAUACAAUUUUUUUGUCUAAAGUAGGAGAUAACGCCAUUGACAUACCCUCGGCUAACGUAGUCAUUCAAAUCGCAUUUAAUUAUGCGUCCAGAAGACAGGAGACGCAGCGUUUGGGCCGAAUUUUGCGUCCUAAAAAAAACACCUUAAACUCUGAAAGUUAUAAUGCUUUCUUCUACAGUCUCGCUUCGCAAGACACGCCAGAAAUUAUGUAUGCAGAUAAACGUCAGCAGUACAUUAUUGACCAGGGUUAUGCUUACGAAGUGAUCAAGAUGGACGAUUUACCACUCGACUCGUUUGACCUGAUUUUUAAAAAUCCAAACAAACAGCGAGAAAUCUUGGAAAACAUUUUAAUGAACCAAAACGACAAAACUGACGCCGAAAGCAAAGAAGAGUCAGAAUAG
Dermatophagoides pteronyssinus (European house dust mite) is the source of this 1668-nucleotide messenger RNA. RefSeq names its product general transcription and DNA repair factor IIH helicase subunit XPB-like. The record is from RefSeq and is a predicted model, not a curated record. NCBI's taxonomy places the organism in Eukaryota, Metazoa, Arthropoda, Arachnida, Sarcoptiformes, Pyroglyphidae.